This is a messenger RNA of Tetranychus urticae (two-spotted spider mite), 1546 nucleotides long. RefSeq lists its product as uncharacterized. Gene Ontology annotation, molecular function: DNA-binding transcription factor activity, RNA polymerase II-specific; protein dimerization activity; E-box binding. Gene Ontology annotation, cellular component: nucleus. Lineage: Eukaryota; Metazoa; Arthropoda; Arachnida; Trombidiformes; Tetranychidae. Gene Ontology annotation, biological process: positive regulation of transcription by RNA polymerase II; axon development; sensory organ development. The record is from RefSeq and is a predicted model, not a curated record.
AACUCUUUAUGCCAAAUCUUCUAGCAGUUUCUUUACUCUGGUGAAAAUUAUUUUUGAUUUUUUCUUGUUUAGGUUUUCCUCCUUCAGCCGUUCAAAUCCUGUAACCUGCCAAGAACUGUAAUUUUAGUAAUAUUUUUGUGCAAAAUCUUGGACAGAAGUGGACAAAGUGUUUCCCUUUAACAGUAUAAUUUUCAACAUAAAAGGAAACAGCUAUUGUAAUCAUCUUUCAUCACCUUUCCAUCGACACCACUUGAUAAAACCAAACUCAACCUGGACAUUAAAAUUUGGGUCAAGUACAAGCAACACUUUCUGUUUUACUUUCAAUUGAAACAAACCAAAAUAACGGGAUAAAAAGUGAACAAGCAACCCAACAAUGGAUGAUGUUUGGUUACCUUUCUUGACACACGCCAUCGAAAAAUACCUCUUUUUAUCAUCAUCAUCAUCAUUUUAAUACGCAUCAUUUGGUAUCAUCUGCCGUUUUAAUCAUUACCAUCAUUAUUAUGACUUUUUGACUAUCUACAUAAUAAAUGUUUAAGGUUAAAAAGGCCCAACAGUGCUAUUGACAGGUUAAAAAGAUGGACAAGUUGGAUUUAAUGGAAAAUAAAAGAUUAACUCGAUAAUUGCUUGAAUUAUCAUCAUAAACAAUCUCAAGUCUUGCAUUAUUAUCACCUUGGGUUGGAUUGCAUAUUAAAAUAUAUUCUGGAAGACGAUGGCAAAGGUAAAGAUGGCGCUUCUCGGUUUGAAAACACAGUUUUUGAAUAUUGCUUGGCUUUUGGAUGCAAACUUACCUUCAAUCUACAAGUUGACCUUUUUUUACUUUCCUUUGUAUCUUUGGUUUAGACUCGUUUCUCAACUUUACUUUAUUUUUUACCCAUUUUUUACUCCUUGUGUGUAUCCAUCAUUAUUUUUGAAUGUCUCUGGCAUUGGCACCAUUAUUCAACACCAAUAUGGAGAUGAAUAAACAUUAUUGGCUCAAAAUGGAAGAUGAAACCAGUACAUCGUCGAUUUUCUCAACGUCCACAGAGUUUUCAACCACUUCAACGCAAUUAACAUCAUCUGAAUACUCAUCAUCCACUCAAGUAUCUACAAUCUCAACAACAACGUCCAAUUCAUCACCAAUUAAAGGUGAAAACGAAAGCUUAUUAUCAAAAUUGAGCAAAACGCAUAAAAGUAAACAAUUACCAUCGACAACUACGAAGAAGCGACGAAUGGCUGCAAAUGCUCGAGAACGAAAGCGAAUGAAGAGUCUUAAUGUGGCCUUUGAUAUGUUACGGAAUAAAGUCCCAAAGCUUCCCGAUGCUAAAAGACAAUUGUCCAAAUAUGAAACUCUUCAAAUGGCCCAAACUUAUAUCGCAUUGCUCAAUGAAAUGUUGGUUUCCGAUUCAAUACCUGGCAGAGCCUUAACACCAGCUUCAACUUGUGUAUAAAAAGUUGAUAUUUUACAUCAUUUUUAUCUUUUUUUAAAUAUUUUUAUAUUGUAAUAUUAAAUAUUGUAUAUGUAAUCAAAGUUAUGUAAAUAAUUCAAUAAAUUAUCACAAUAUAUAAC